Molecule: messenger RNA, 242 nt
Organism: Dentiscutata heterogama
Lineage: Eukaryota; Fungi; Glomeromycota; Glomeromycetes; Diversisporales; Gigasporaceae
Source: the annotation of a GenBank genome assembly
AUGCCUCAAGAGAUCAAGUGUCCUACCUCUGAUCCAGUGAUUCAUAAUCAAAAGAGAGUUACCAGAGGUAGCAGGUUACAUAAGAAAAAAGGAAUGGAUGAACUCAAGCAUGAAUUAUUCACCCCUCCAGAAUCUGAUAGUCUAUCUUCUUUAAACCAUAAUAAUGUGACUGAAGUUUCUGAGACGGCCCGUCUUGAAAAAGUUACCUACAGCAUUGAUGAAGCCUCACAACAUCUAGCUCA